AUGGACGGGGAACUACAAGAAGUGAGGCAACGGACCAAACCAGAGAUAGUUAUUCUCUCCUAUUUCAUAUCCGUGCUUGGAGCACAAACUACGCUAGAGUUGCUCGGACGGAGAACAUCACAUCUAGGAAUUAUUAACUGGCUUCGGCUCAUUGGUGCAGCUUUUAGUAUGGGGUUUGUUGGGAUAUGGACAAUGCAUUUUGUUGGACAGAAGGCCUUGGUACUUGGCGACGGAAGACCCGAAGAGCAACUAAGAUACGAUAUAUGGUAUACACUGCUAUCGUUAAUAGUGCCAAUUUUGGUGCUUCUCCUGGCGUUUUAUUCUAUCGGGGCACAACCACAAGUGGAUCUAUUGCGUCUUUUAAGUGGUGGAACGACAGCGGGAUUAACAGUCGCGUUCAUGCAUUAUUGCGGUCAAUUUGCAAUAAAAUUCUACAAGGCUCGUUAUGACGUCAUCUUAACCAUAUCGGCCGUGCUCAUAGCUUUAGUGGCAGCCAACGCUGCUCUUUAUAUCUUUUUUGCUUUACGCGCAUUGUGGAAGAAUCAAUGGUACAAGAGACUUGGUGCAUCAAUGGUCAUGGCGACUGCCGUUACCGGCAUGCAUUUCACUGCCUACGCUGGCACGCAUUAUUAUGUUGUCCCUGGAGAAAUUCAAACAGUCCCUGCGACAUCAGAAAAACUAAUUAUCGGAUUGAACGUUGCCGGGUCACUACUGGCUUGUGGAACAUUGGUUGUGUUUAUGUUCUACGCUAGGAACACAGAAUUAAAGACAAAAAGACAUGCACAAAAUGUUGUUCUCGGAUCAGCAAUCUACAAUAGUCAAGGGCAGAUUCUCGUUACGAGUAAUGGCACUAUUCCAAUGAAAAAGAUCACCACCGAGUAUCGUCAGAAGAACUUGCAAGACGAAUUCACUGUAAGCCAUCCUGUAUUCCAAUGGCUUUAUCGCCUAACCCACGAUUGGUCAAGCAUCGAAGAAUGGCUUCCCUACAUCGAUAGCCACUUGCAAGUAGCAGACGACACUCCCUCCCGCAAAGUUCCCUAUUCACUCGAAUUUCGCGAGAUGUUUGUCUCUAAUGCGCGUAAUCUGGCAGAAUCUCUCAACCUCACUUUCGACGAGAUCGGGUAUCUUUUCGACAACAUUCUCAACACAGGUCAAACCACCACACUUUAUGACAAGUCCAGGAGAAAACACAUGACUACUCCCGGGUGGCAAGAAGUCCUCGGAAAAGGUCAGAUGUUGUUUUUGGUAAAGCAAUUGAAUGACCGAACGGAAGAGGAGAGAUUCCUGAGAUUAGGACAUCAAUUUGUCGAGUCGAGCUUGAUUUCACCAAACAUGGCCUCAAGCCUGAAUGUUUCUCCAGACAUUAUGCAGACUUAUUUUGACGAAAUGAGCGUGUAUAACAAUUUAGUGCCUAAUUUGGAGCCAGACGCAGUAUAUACCGGAAUAUUCAUAUGUCAACCACAAAUUUCUGGAAUGAAAGUUCUUGUAUCUGCAAAAAAUCGUCAUCAGAUUCCGAUUGCUCGUCUUUCAGGAAUUACAUCAUUGACCUUGGUCGAACGUGAACAUGUUAGACGCAAAGGCGGUACGACGAUGAUGAAUACCUACGCCCAGAUAGGUAAAACGUUCUUUGGAGAACAGCCGAGACGUAGUAACGACAUUAGAAGUGUGCUGAGCAAUGCCGACAUCAGAAGUGUGCCGAGCAAUACCGACGUCAGAAGUGUACUGAGCAUUAACGACGUCGGAAGUGUGCGGCGAAAUUCCGAAGAAACUACUUCGUCAACUUUCAGCGAAUUCGAUAAUUUCCGAUACAAUUUUGCUCAAGCUAUGCUUCAGUUAAUGCAUUUAAUCACGGAUAAACAGAUAUACGAUGAUGCCGUCCUCUGUCCCGAGGUAUUCAAAGUUCCUAUCCCGGGUGUUGUCGGCAAAUAUGCCGAAUUAAUUUUGUUCAAGGUUCUCCUGAGCUCCAACCAAAAAUUUGACGUAGCCGAUGCAAGCUUUAAAUUUAUUCCGUAUAACAUGUUUCAUAGCUAUCAAGAUAUACUUUAUUACCGUUCUCCGAUGGAAUUACAGCAGUGGCGGAAUAAAGUGCGCAAGGACUUUGGUUUUAUUGCUGAAAUGAUGGAUCGUGAAAAAGAUGAAUCAGAAAGAACGGGCAAAACAAACGCAAUUGAGAUGGUCAUAGUCGAACAGACUGUUGAAACGGUUGUAGUCACGGACUCUUUAGAGGAAAAGACAAUAGACCCUAUAGAGAACGAGAAUUUUGGGGAGAUGUAUGAUUGCAAUAUUACCGUAUCAAAGAAUAAUUUUGAGCGAUGGUUUGAAGUCGUUGCGCGAUCAUUCGGGAGUGACUUUACGAAUUCGUGA
This is a messenger RNA of Paraglomus brasilianum, 2364 nucleotides long. NCBI's taxonomy places the organism in Eukaryota, Fungi, Glomeromycota, Glomeromycetes, Paraglomerales, Paraglomeraceae. The record is from the annotation of a GenBank genome assembly.